Molecule: messenger RNA, 1402 nt
Organism: Pseudoliparis swirei
Lineage: Eukaryota; Metazoa; Chordata; Actinopteri; Perciformes; Liparidae
Exons: 5
Coding region: 21-1202 (393 amino acids)
Biological process (GO): response to bacterium
Source: RefSeq, a predicted model, not a curated record
UCAAGUGGAAUGAAAAGGAAAUGAUGAUCGUGUUUUAUGUCAUGCUGAUUCUUAUGAAAGUGUGCCGAUGCACAAAUGAGAUCAUCGAGACAAGAACCGUUGGUGUAGGAAGGAAUGUGAGCCUGAGCUGUCCCCGUGAGUCUACAGGAAGCAUAUUUUGGAUCAGCAUUAAUUCUGGAAAACGUCCUAAAUUCUUAGGAAAGACGUACAGCUUUCCGAUUGAUUCUCGCAUUAUAGCCACAGAAGAGCUUGGAGCAUUUGUUCUGCGUAUUAAAAAAGCAACUUUUAAUGAUACUGCAGUUUACUACUGUAUAAAAACAUCCCUCCAAAAAUUAACAUUUUUGAAAGCAACAGACCUGAGAAUCAAAGAACCAGAACCUGUUAUCACUGCAGUCCCUCCAUCUGAUCGAGACUCCGUGACCCGGAAGGGUUCAGUGACUUCAGUCCUCUCUGACUCUGAGACCAAAACAUGUCCAGGAGAACACAGUGUGUGCUGCGUUAGAGCCGGAGCGCAUCAAUACCAUCCAAGUUGUAAUUUUUCUCAAGGAAACAGGGUUGAAGAACAUGGAGAGAACCCAGAGGGACUCUCAACAAAGAAAUGUAUCUCCAGCUUCUUGAUGAACGUCAGCUGCUCUGGGGCUGGAUCUUACUACUGUUCUGUGGCUACAUGUGAGCAGAGGUUUCCUGGAAAUAGAUCAAAACCUGACACCAAAGCAGGAACAAGGACUUUGCAGCAGGACAACACAAUUAUCUUUCUGUUGGUUGUUGUUGCUUUGGCUGCAAGUCUGAUUGUUUUUGCCAUUCUUAUUUAUUCAAUCAAGGAACUCAAGAAAAAAUCUUGUGGUGUUUGUGACGCCGCUGCUGUCCUGAAAACAAGUGGUGUUUCGACGGCCGGUGGUCAUCAGCAGAAUCAGCAGGUACCAAAAAAAAGUAGCAUCGGUAAAAUUGUCAGCAUGUACCUUUCCCUAAUUGUAUUGAUGUUGUCAUCUCAUAACAUUUAUCAUGUAUCUAUUUUAAGACAGAUGAGGAUUUAUUGGUUUAUUCUGCACCAAUCUUCUCCGUUAGAACAAAAGGCUCAAAUAAUUCAAAAACUGAGGAGGAAGAGAGUAUCUACACUGACGUCAGGAAUCUGGGGUUUGAUGAACAGUCCUAACACUGGGUUUUAUGUCUGCACCUUGUGGGAAGUUAAUUUCACAUCUUGACUUGGUAAAUAAUAAUUUAAUUUGGAUGAUUUGCAUGUAUUGUAUUUAUUUUAGGAUUGUAUUUAUCUGUUUUGUAAAAUAAAUACAAAUAGUAUAAUAGCUAAGCUUUUAGAAAUACAUGUAUAUGUGCUCUAAUGAUCCCAUAUUUAUGAGUGUGUGUUUCAUUGUCAGCUGUUAUUAAAGUUGUUAUUUUUCUAUCA